GCCUUCUCCCCGCCCGAGGCCUGCGCCGCCGACCUCGCCACGCUCGUCUACACCAGCGGCACCACGGGGCACCCCAAAGGCGUCAUGCUGACCCACGCCAACCUGCUGUACCAGGCCCACAACCUGAGCUUCUUCCUGCCCGUCUCCCCGGGGCAGCGCACGCUGAGCCUGCUGCCGCCCUGGCACAUCUACGAGCGCGCCUGCGGCUACUACCUCUUUUCCCGCGGCGCCGCCCAGGUCUACUCCAACAUCCGCAAGUUCCGGGAAGACCUCACCGCACACCCGCCAGACUACUUUGUGUGCGUGCCGCUGGUGCUCGACACGCUGCACGGCAAGGGCGAGUCGGGGCCGUCCAUCGGCCUACCCAUCCUCAACGGCUGGGGCCUCACAGAGACGUCCCCCGUGCUGGCCUGCCGCCGCAACCUGCCGCUCGAGAACGUGCGGGGCAGCGUGGGCCAGCCCACCCCGGGCACCCAGCUGCGCCUGGUGGACCCCGAGAGCCUGCAGGAGGUGGCGGACGGGCAGCAGGGGCUGCUGCUUGCGCGCGGGCCCGGCGUCAUGGCUGGCUACUAUGCAGACCCUGGGGCCACAGCCAAGGCCUUCAAGGCCGGCGACGGCUGGUUCGACACGGGAGACCUGGG
Molecule: messenger RNA, 641 nt
Organism: Chlorella variabilis
Lineage: Eukaryota; Viridiplantae; Chlorophyta; Trebouxiophyceae; Chlorellales; Chlorellaceae
Exons: 5
Biological process (GO): fatty acid elongation
Cellular component (GO): chloroplast
Molecular function (GO): long-chain fatty acid [acyl-carrier-protein] ligase activity
Source: RefSeq, a predicted model, not a curated record